Molecule: messenger RNA, 2320 nt
Organism: Perognathus longimembris pacificus (Pacific pocket mouse)
Lineage: Eukaryota; Metazoa; Chordata; Mammalia; Rodentia; Heteromyidae
Gene: Ndel1
Product: nudE neurodevelopment protein 1 like 1
Exons: 10
Coding region: 159-1145 (328 amino acids)
Biological process (GO): vesicle transport along microtubule; centrosome localization; establishment of mitotic spindle orientation
Cellular component (GO): kinetochore; centrosome; kinesin complex
Molecular function (GO): microtubule binding
Source: RefSeq, a predicted model, not a curated record
GGGAGGAGCCGGGCGCGGAGGUCCGUGCGGUGGAGCUCAGGGCUGCCGACUCGAACCGAGCCGAGCGGCUGGGCGGGCCUGGCCAGGUCAGCAGAGCGGAGACGGGGGUCGAGCGGUGGCGAACAUGCGCUUUUGACACACUGGAGGCUUUCUUGAUCAUGGAUGGUGAAGAUAUACCAGAUUUUUCAAGUUUAAAAGAAGAAACUGCUUAUUGGAAGGAACUGUCCUUGAAGUAUAAACAAAGCUUCCAGGAAGCUCGGGAUGAGCUAGUUGAAUUCCAGGAAGGAAGCAGAGAAUUAGAAGCAGAGUUGGAGGCACAAUUAGUUCAGGCUGAACAAAGAAAUAGAGAUCUGCAAGCUGAUAACCAAAGGCUAAAAUAUGAAGUGGAGGCAUUAAAGGAAAAACUAGAACAUCAGUACGCACAGAGCUACAAGCAGGUUUCAGUAUUAGAAGAUGAUUUAAGCCAGACUCGGGCUAUUAAAGAGCAGUUGCAUAAGUAUGUGAGGGAGCUGGAGCAGGCCAAUGAUGACCUGGAGCGGGCAAAAAGAGCAACAAUAGUUUCAUUGGAAGACUUUGAACAAAGGCUAAAUCAGGCCAUUGAACGAAAUGCAUUUUUAGAGAGUGAACUGGAUGAAAAGGAAUCAUUGUUGGUCUCUGUACAGAGGUUAAAGGAUGAAGCAAGAGAUUUAAGGCAAGAGCUGGCAGUCCGGGAAAGACAACAGGAAGUGACUCGAAAGUCUGCCCCUAGUUCUCCGACUCUAGACUGUGAAAAGAUGGAUUCUGCCGUCCAAGCUUCACUCUCCUUGCCAGCUACUCCUGUAGGCAAAGGAACAGAAAACAGUUUUCCUUCACCGAAAGCUAUACCAAAUGGUUUUGGAACCAGUCCACUAACUCCUUCUGCUAGGAUAUCAGCACUAAACAUCGUGGGGGAUCUCUUACGGAAAGUAGGGGCUUUAGAAUCCAAAUUAGCAGCUUGCAGGAAUUUUGCAAAGGACCAAGCAUCACGAAAAUCCUAUAUUUCAGGGAACGUUAACUGUGGGGUGAUGAGUAGCAAUGGCACAAAGUUCUCUCGGUCAGGACACACGUCCUUCUUCGACAAAGGGCAAGAAAAAGUCAUAUUUCCCACGUUGUUCAUGGGGCAGUGAACGGCUUUGAUCCGGCUCCUCCUCCUCCUGGUCUGGGCUCUUCGCGCCCCUCCUCAGCUCCGGGUAUGCUGCCUCUCAGUGUGUGAGUGCCCAGCCUCCAGGUGGGGGCCCCGCCCUCCUCCAGCAGCCCAGGACACCCACGCCUCGCCCUUCGGUGCCUGGGCCCAGCCGUGUGCCCCUCCGUCUGCCUCCCCACAGUUGGCAGAGGGCAGGCUGCAUGCAGUGGCGGCUGCUGGGCCCUCCCCAGCCCUAGGACCCCGCGCGAUAUCAAUACUGGCUAUUUUCUCUUCUUGCCGUAGUGCCGUUGGUUUCACAUGAUUGCACUUUUGUGGGUCACAAGGUGAUACAUGUGUGUAUUACUCAGUCAUUGGAUGCGGAAGUACCCGUUCAUCACACCUGCCUCAUAGCCCCCACUCUGCUGUGCUGAUAGGAUUUAGUUGUGUUUAGGACAUUACAGAUCUUCUAGAACUUCUCCCCCAAUCAGGUUGAUGUGUGCCCUUCUGAGCUCCUACCCAAGCAUCUUCAGUGCUCAUAAUCAUGUGUCCCCCCAGCUCCACCCCUGCCGUUUGAGCCUGUUUUUGGCGAAGAGUCAGGAAGGUCACUGAAUUCGGGAACACUGUCUGCACCUUCUCAUUUUACGUAAGCAGUUUCCAUUCCAUGGGAUUGCCUCCCGAAGCAGCCUUCAGGGCUGGGCACGCGCGCCUCACACUUGGGAGGUGGUGGCAACUCCCCCCCCCCCCGCCCGCCCCCCAGCUUUCUGGUCCUCCAGUUCAACGACAUCUUCAGAGCAUUUUUGUUUUCUCUUCUGAAGGUCUGUCCAUUGCGUUGGGGAAAGGUUGAGGGGCCUGGUUCUGGGGCUCGCCCAUGCCAGCUUCUGGGGGCAGACUGACCAAAAGUGGUUGUCCCUUGCAUCCUUUGAUUGCUCUCAUGCUGCACUUACUGUUUACAUUUGUUUUAUUGUACAUAGGUUUGUAAACAUUAUUGCCUAAGAUAUUUGUAUAUAACUUGGGCUUUGUAGCUUUUAUUUAUUCAGAACUCAUAUGGCAUGUUAAUGACUUAUGAUGGUGUCCUACUUUGGGCAGCUGUAUAGGAUCAUCAUGUGGCUAAAAAACAAAAUACUUCCCCUCUGAAAGAAAAUCUUUUAAUGUGUACACAAUAAAUUUCACAGAAAAUAA